UUACGCAAAAUUAUAAAAAAUUUUAAAAUUUAUAGUAAGCAUUGAAAUGCAUAAAACUUCGCAUGACUAUAUUAUUGUAUUUCUUACUGCCUUCGAUUAAUAAUAAUUUAUGGUCAAAAGAAAAAAGAAAAAAAAUUGCGCGAUUGCUUCGAGGCUAACCAACGUAACUCAGCGAAAGAUAGAAAGGCCCGAAUUAAAUAUUUUCUAACCAAAAAAAACCAAAAAAAAAAAGUUGAUCACCUUCUCCAAUUCUUCAUUCUUGAAAUUGAUAUCUUCAUUAAUUUUAAUUCUUUCUCCCAUAAACCCUAAUUUUUCCUCAAUCACACUCAUAAAAUCCCCAAUUUCUCAAUUCCAAUUGAUUUUGUUGAAAGAUGGCGACAAGAAAUCGAACAACACUGUUCAGAAAGCAUAGAGAUGCAAUUAAAGCAGUUAAAAUGCCGGAUUCGUCGUAUAUGGGCGGCGUUGGUGGCGGCGGAAGUGGUGGUCCGGUGAUCGAGAUGACUUCACUCUUAAAUUCGAAUGCAUCUUCUUCUUCUUACACUCCCCUUAAUACUGAAGAUCCUUCUACUUCCAGCCGGGACGCAUUAACAGUGGGUCUACCACCAGCAUGGGUAGACAUUGCAGAAGAGAUAACUGCAAAUAUUCAACGUGCUAGACUCAAAAUGGCAGAGCUAGUGAAGGCUCAUUCCAAGGCUUUAAUGCCAUCCUUUGAAGAUGGUAGGGAAGAUCAGCGUCUGAUUGAAGGCCUUACCUUAGAUAUUACUGAUAUACUGAGGAGAUCAGAGAAAAGAUUGAAGGAACUUUCAGCACGCGGCCCUUCUGAGGAUUCUGGUGUUCGAAAAAAUGUACAGCGUUCCCUUGCUACAGAUCUUCAGAACCUUUCUGUUGAACUUCGUAAGAAGCAGUCAACAUAUUUGAAGCGACUUAGGCAACAGAAAGAGGGAACUGAUGGUGUUGACUUGGAAAUGAACUUAAAUGGGAACAUGCUGAAAGACGAUGAGGAUGAAUUCAGUGACAUGGGUCUUGACAAUCAUCAAAUUUCUGAGUUCAAAAAAAGUGAUCAUUUGACAGCAGAAAGGGAAAGAGAGAUCACUCAGGUUGUGGAAUCUGUAAAUGAACUUGCUCAGAUCAUGAAAGACCUAUCAGUUCUUGUGAUUGACCAGGGUACUAUUGUUGAUCGGAUAGAUUACAACAUUCAGAAUGUUGCAACAUCAGUCGAGGAGGGCUUCAAACAGCUUCAGAAAGCGGACAGGUCACAAAAGGGGGGUAUGGCACGGUGCGCAACAAUUCUCAUUAUUAUGUGUUUUGUUAUGUUGGUGCUUCUUGUUCUAAAAGAGAUAAUAUUCUAGCCAAUUAGAAACUUUUCUCAUGUGUCUGCUAGCACUGGCAUGGAAUAUCUUAGCUAAAUGUCACUGACGUUCAGUGAGAUCAAGAAAUCUGUUCAUUGUAAUUACCUUGGGAACCACAGAUACAAGCACUGCAUAGAUUAUUUUCUGGGUUCUGAUGCAGGGAUGGUGACACGAAAACCUCAUUUUCUGAUGAUUUUGGAUAAUCGCUAUAGAAACAAUUUUUGUAACAAUGUUCAGCGGGGUAUGAACUCCCCAUUGUAUAUGAUCCUUGAUCGGUAGUGUUCUUGAUUAUUAUUGGAAUGUUAGAAGGAACAUCUUCGUCGGUGGCGAGGUGUUGCUUUUGUAUCAGUUAGCAUGAAUGUGCAAGCUAGUUUAGUGAAUCUAUAGACUUUCAGGAAAUGUAUUCCGUAUACAUGUAAAUCUUUUUGCGAAAACAUAUUAUUUUGGUGUCUGGUUUGUAUGAAGCAUGAUAUGAGGAAGAGAGUUUAAAGUUCA
Chenopodium quinoa (quinoa) is the source of this 1844-nucleotide messenger RNA. RefSeq names its product syntaxin-41-like. Gene Ontology annotation, cellular component: SNARE complex; membrane; endomembrane system. Bases 372 to 1349 code for a protein of 325 amino acids. Lineage: Eukaryota; Viridiplantae; Streptophyta; Magnoliopsida; Caryophyllales; Amaranthaceae. Gene Ontology annotation, molecular function: SNAP receptor activity; SNARE binding. The record is from RefSeq and is a predicted model, not a curated record. The transcript is spliced from 8 exons. Gene Ontology annotation, biological process: vesicle fusion; vesicle-mediated transport; intracellular protein transport.